Molecule: messenger RNA, 1217 nt
Organism: Pseudo-nitzschia multistriata
Lineage: Eukaryota; Bacillariophyta; Bacillariophyceae; Bacillariales; Bacillariaceae
Source: the annotation of a GenBank genome assembly
GGUAACUUCGAACGCACAACACUACAAGAUCAGAACUACCUCGCAGUAAAACAAAGACCAACUUACUAACUGAAUAUCAAAUCGCUAUCAAAAGGAACACAACAACGCAAAUAUGGAUAAAGAAAAUUCUCGGUUCCACCAACCGACAACGGCGUCGCGUCCUUGGAAUGCACAUCACCAGAAACAUACGCACAGCUUCGACAAACCAUCUCCUCUUUCAGGAAUAUCAGACGGAUUUUCUCCCGACGAUGAGAUGGCCCAAAGAGCACGGCAGGGAAAGAAAUGGGCUCUGAACGAUUUUGAGAUCGGAAAGCCGCUAGGUCGAGGCAAGUUUGGUUCUGUUUAUCUCGCGAGAGAAAAACAAUCGAAGUAUAUUGUUGCCAUAAAGGUACUUUACAAAUCCCAGCUUCUCAAGGCAGGCGUAGAACAUCAACUUCGACGAGAAAUUGAAAUUCAGUCACAUCUGAGACAUAGCAAUAUUCUCCGCAUGUAUGGAUACUUUUACGAUUCGAAACGGAUUUAUUUAAUUCUUGAAUACUCACCGGGUGGCGAACUUUACAAACGCCUGGUGCAAAAGGUCCACUUUUCGGAGCGAUCUUCUGCCAGAUACAUUUCCGAUUUGGCAACGGCUUUGGACUUUUGUCACACCAAGCACGUUAUACAUCGAGACAUCAAGCCCGAGAACCUUUUGCUGGGAGCUCACGGCGAGAUAAAGAUUGCAGACUUUGGCUGGUCGGUCCACGCACCAACCUCCAGAAGAAAUACUUUGUGUGGGACGUUGGAUUACCUUCCUCCGGAAAUGGUCGAAGGACGAGAGCAUGACAAAUUUGUCGAUGUCUGGAGUCUCGGUGUUUUGCUCUUUGAAUUCUUGUACGGUGGACCGCCCUUUGAAGCCGAAGGCCACUCAGCGACUUACAGAAGGAUCUCACGUGUUGAUUUAAGAUUUCCAGCCAAACCAGAAGUGUCCGAAGAUGCUAAGGAUUUGAUCCGAAAAUUCCUGGUGAAGGAUCCCCACCUGCGAAUUCCCUUGAAGGACGUUCCCAAGCAUCCUUGGGUAGUACGGAUGCUGAGAGAAACGAAAACCAGCUAUUAAAAAAAGCAAACAAUCGAGCAGCUAGCUUCAUAUGGUUAAAGCGCUCUCUUUUUCUUUCUUUUCUACAAACGGGGAACAAAAUGAAAUGAAAUGAAACCUGAACGAAUAAAUUAGUCUUCUUGCA